This is a messenger RNA of Vollenhovia emeryi, 1529 nucleotides long. It is a transcript of the gene Smyd5, whose product is annotated as SET and MYND domain-containing protein 5. NCBI's taxonomy places the organism in Eukaryota, Metazoa, Arthropoda, Insecta, Hymenoptera, Formicidae. Bases 106 to 1278 code for a protein of 390 amino acids. The transcript is spliced from 5 exons. Gene Ontology annotation, molecular function: histone H4K20 methyltransferase activity; protein binding. The record is from RefSeq and is a predicted model, not a curated record.
UACGCUACUCGGCGCGGUGGUCCGGGAUUCGAAUGGCUCGCGGUGGGUUCGUAACUUCUUUCCUCCUCCGCCCGCGGUUCGCUUUUCGCACUCGCUCGGUACGGUAUGACCGACGACGAGGUUAUGGCGGACAAGGGCUUCUUCAUCAAAUUGGUGAACGACGAGAAAGGCAAGGGGCUGUUCUCCAAUCGCGCGUUCAAGGAGGGCGACGUGAUACUCGAGGAGAGGCCCGUGGUCUGCUGUCAGUUCCUGUGGAACUCCGAGUUCGGUUACUCGGCGUGCGACCACUGUCUGAGGCCGCUGGAGACGGCGGAGGAGAAUGUCCGCAGGUUGACGGGCAAUGCAGGCCUCGUGGUGCCGCACAAGGAGUGCUGCGAGGUCAACAAGAGCUUGAUAGUCAAGUGCCCUCUGUGCGGGGUCAAAUAUUGCGGCGUGGAGUGUCAAAAUGAGGCUUCUCAGAGGUAUCACGGUACGCUGUGCCUGCAAGCGAGAGCCGAGGACAAGGGCCACCCUCUCAAUCAGUUGUGCGAAACGUGGAAGCAGAUGCACUACCCGCCUGAAAACGCGUCGAUCAUGCUGCUAGCGAGGAUGGUCGCCGUGGUUAAUCAGUCGAACGACAAGGAGGAGGCUCUGGCAAUGUUUUCGCAGUUUUGUCACCGCACCGUCUCCAACGACACGCACGAGAUCGUGCACUAUCUGCUGGGGGAGAAGUUUGUGGGUCAAAUCGACAUCCUUCAGCAAAUGAUGAAGGAAGCCCUGAACACCGAGUAUACCGCACAUUGGUUCACGCCGGAUGGCUUUAGAAGUCUAUUAGCUUUAGUAGGAACAAACGGACAAGGGAUCGGUACCAGUUCGUUCAGCCGCUGGGUGAAGAACGUUUCCGCUUUAGAAUUGCCCAAAGACGAGAGGAUUUACGUUGACAAGUUGAUAGAGAGAAUUUACGAUGCCAUGGACGAGGCAGUAGGACCGUUUUUGAAUAACGAAGGGUCUGGACUCUACGUACUGCAGUCGUCGGUGAAUCAUAGCUGUGUACCAAACGCAGUCGUAGAGUUCCCUUAUUCGAACAAUACUUUAGUACUAAAAGCAAUACGAGAUAUCAAAGCCGGCGAGGAGAUCUGUACGAGCUACCUCGACGAGUGCCAGCUCGAGAGAAGCCGACAUUCCAGGCAGCAGGCAUUGAGCUCCAUGUAUCUGUUCGUUUGUCACUGCGACAAGUGCCGGAUGCAGGCAAACGACCCCGACGUCACGUCCGACGAAGAGGAGUCCGACGAAGACUGAUGAGUGCCGGCUGAAGAUACACAAGCAAGAACAAUGAUACAAUUUUCAUAAUACACAAGAUAUAUACUGAAUAUCUAAUCCCCCCGCCCCCCCCCUUAAUGAACGACUAAGGGCAUCCUGUUACGCUUUACUCGACUAUCAUACGUACAGCGCACCAAGUGAGCUUUAUGUGACUCCAGUAAAGUAGCAUGUAGGAUAAACGCAUCAUUACACUUUAAUGAACUUUUAAUAAACGUACUUUAUUAAUGUAA